Messenger RNA from Oenanthe melanoleuca, 2749 nucleotides. Its product is annotated as zinc finger protein 501-like. Lineage: Eukaryota; Metazoa; Chordata; Aves; Passeriformes; Muscicapidae. The transcript has 4 exons. The annotation marks the transcript as partial. The record is from RefSeq and is a predicted model, not a curated record.
AGGAUCUCUAUAGCAGCUUUGAGUUUGUCUGUAGGAGAUUUCGUGGUCCCUUAAGGGGGAUUGGGAUUUCUAUAUGGGAUUUGGGGGCACUGGGUUUUCCCUAAAGGCACUCUGAGAGAAUUAUGGGGUCUAGACCAGUCAGUUUUUUUAAAAUUUUGUAUACAAAUUUGGGAAUUUUUAGGUUUCUAUUGGGAAUUUUUGUAAUUUUGGGGACAUCAAAUUGAAUUUUGGAGGAUCCCAUAGAGAAUUUUUGUGGUCUCUAUAGUCAAAUUUGGGUCUAAACAUGGGAAGUUUGGGUUCUCUACAGGAAAUUCCUGGGAUCUCCUUAGGGAAUAUUUGGGAAUUCUGGGUCCAAAUGUGAGAAAUUCUGGGUGAGUAUUUUGGGUGCCAAAAUACGUCAGUGAGCAGCUGGCAUGGAGCCUAUGAGACCCAGGGCUCUGAUUUUAGGUGAUUUUGGCUCCCUUGGGGGGUUUCAGGCCAGUUUGGGUGUGUUUAGGUCCAUUUGGGUGAUUUUAGGGAAAUCGAGGUGGUUCUAGGGUGAUUUUAGGCCCAUUUUUGUGAUUUUUGGCAAAACCAGGAACUUUCUGGGUGGAUUUUACGCACAAUUAGGUGAUUUAUAGGCAACUUGGUGUGGGUUUUCAACCACUUUUGGCAGUUUGAGACCCUUUGGUGAGAUUUCAAACCCAUUUGGCUGAUUUCAGGCCAAAGCUGAUGAGUUUUAGGCUGGAUUUUAGGCCCCUUUUUAAACAAAAUUAGGCACAUUUCGAUGAUUUUACAUCUCUUGGUGUGGAUCUGAGGCCUCUCUGGUUGAUUUUAGGCCAAACUUGGUGGAUUGAGGCUGCAUUUGGUGUCUUUUAUUGGUGAUUUUUGGGCAAACCGAAUCGUUUUAGGACAUUUGUCCCCGCCCCUUUCCCCUCACAGUUCCCGCCCUUCCCUUGACCCCGCCCCUUUCCCCUCACAAUUCCCGCCCUUCCCUUGACCCAUCCUCUCCCAGUUCGGGUUUCGGAAAGGGGCAGGAGGAGGAGGGAGGGAGGAAGAGGCGGAGCCGCAGCAGAAGCAGGAGGGGACAAGGAAGGAUUCGAGCGCCAUCCCGGAGCUGCCUGAACUCGCAGCGCCCCCGGGACCAUCGCCCCCCAUCCCGCAGGAUUUCCCAAUUUUAGCCAUUGGCCCGAUGGAGGAGGAGGAGGAGGCUGCGAGGAAGAGGAAGAUGGCCCGGGAGCCCCAGGCAGACAAGGAGCUGAGCAUGGAGAGCAGGGAGGAGAAAUCCCCGCGGCACAACCUUGUGGAAGAGGCCGUUUGCAGCGGCUCUACAGCGCAGGAAUCCAACGGGGAGGAAAAGCCGUGGAGAUACCGCACCAGGAGGGGCAGCAAACGCAGAUCGCAGGGAUCUGAGGAGGAAAGACCCAGCCUGGGUCGGGCAGGUGGCCGGAGAUGGAGCCAGAGCUCGGACCUUGUCCAUGAGCAGCUUCGUGAUGGGAAGAAGCCCCACAAGUGCUCAGAGUGUGGGAUGAGCUUCAGAUGGAGGUACCUCCUGAUCUGCCACCAGAGGAUCCACACUGGGGGGAGGCCCUUCGAGUGUGGGGAGUGUGGGAAGAGGUUUCACUCCAGCAGCCAUCUCCUCAGGCACCAGCGCACGCACACAGACGAGAAGCCCUUCCGCUGCCCUGAUUGCGGGAAGGGAUUCAGGGAUAACUCCCACCUCAUCUCCCACCGGCGCAUCCACACCGGGGAAAAGCCCCACGAGUGUGAGGAGUGUGGGAUGAGCUUUGGCCAGAGAUACACCCUGAUCCGCCACCAGAGGAUCCACACAGGGGAGAGGCCCUAUGAAUGCGGAGAGUGUGGGAAGGGCUACAUUGAGCGCGCCCAAUUGAUCCGCCACCAGUACAUCCACACUGGGGAGAGGCCCUACAAGUGUGAGGAGUGUGGGAAGGGCUUCAGGCAGCGUGCCGACCUAAUCCUUCAUCAAAGGACCCACACUGGGGAGAGGCCCUAUGAGUGUUCUAAGUGUGUGAUGAGGUUUACCACCAGCUCCAAGCUCCUCCAACACUACCAGACACACACGGAGGAGAGGCCCUAUGAGUGUCUUUACUGCGGGAAGGGCUUCAGGAAAAACUCCCACCUCAUCAUCCACCGGCGCAUCCACACCGGGGAGAGGCCCUACGAGUGUGACGAGUGUGGGAAGAGCUUCAGCCAGAGCUCGGACUUGGUGGUCCAUGAGCAGCUUCGUGAUGGGGAGAAGCGCCACAAGUGCUCGGAGUGUGGGAUGGGUUUCAGAUGGAGGUCCAGACUGAUCCACCAGAGGAUCCACACUGGGGAGAGGCCCUACGAGUGUGGGGAGUGUGGGAAGAGGUUUCUGACCCGCAGCCAUCUCCUCAGGAACCAGCGCAUGCACACAGACAAGAAGCCCUUCCGCUGCUCUGACUGCGGGAAGGGCUUCAGAGAAAACAGUGUACUCACAAAACACCAGCGCAUCCACACCGGGGAAAAGCCCCACGAGUGUGAGGAGUGUGGGAUGAGCUUCAGAUGGAGCUCCAGCCUAAUCUGCCACCAAAGGGUCCACACAGGGGAGAGGCCCUAUGAGUGCUCUAAGUGUGGGAAGAGGUUUCCUACCAGCUCUGAUCUCAUCAAGCACUUCCAGACACACACGGAGGAGAGGCCCUACGAGUGUCCUGACUGCGGGAGGGGCUUCAGGCAGAAGUACACUCUCAUCACCCAUCGACGCAUCCACAUGGGGAGAGGCCCUACAAGU